UGCUGGAGCCCAGCACGGGUCGGGGCGAGCGGCAGGGAGCUCGGGGGUGCCGUGGAGGGCCAGCCAGGGCCACCAAGUGCUGGUGGCCACAGUUUGGCUUCAGCCUCGUCCCCAGCUCAGCCUGUGAGCAUCUUUGGUCCCCAGCGUCUGGAGCAUCCCCUGGCCAGGGCUGCCUCUCUCUUCCAGCCAGGAAGGAUCCGUCCCCUUCCCACAGAGCUGUCCCCGGAGCGUGGCAGCAAGUGAUGACCAUCAUGAGACCGCAUCCUGAAGAUGCCUCCCCAGCACCCCGGCUGGACCUGGGCAAGAAGGUGAGCACGCCACAGGACCUGAUGAUUGAGGAGCUCUCCCUGCGGAACAACCGUGGCUCCCAGCUCUUCCAGCAGCGCCAGAAGCGGAUGCAGCGCUUCGUCUUUGAGCAUCCCAGCGGCUACAGGGAGCUCCCAGGGCCAGGUGGCUCACACCGCACCGAGAAAGGUGACCCAGAGGGAACGGUGAACGAGUGGACGGCAGAGCAGGACGCUGAGGGCCAGCAGAGUUAUCACUCCGAGCUCCACGUGGCAGCAUCGCCCCAGGGCAGCCCCCCCGAAGUGCCCAAGAAGACAGAGAAAGUUUUGCAGAUGAGCAAAAUCCUCAACCCUGACGCUCUGGCCCCUGGAUACUCAGGCCCCCUCAAAGAAAUCCCCCCGGAAAAGUUCAACGUUACUGCCAUCCCCAAGGGCUACCGCUCCCCGUGGCAAGAGCUCCUUGGUGACAAGGAAAAGUCUGUGCACGGCGAGAACCAGCCACCCAUGAGACCCACUCCAUGGGAUUUCAAAAGCUUCAACAGGACCCCCACCCCAUUUGACAGAGCACUGGUCAGCGACCUGUUCCCUGUGCCUGCCAUGGAGCUGGAGAAGCUGAGCGCUCUGGAGGUGAUUUCCCACAGACGUAACUUCAACAGAGUGCCACAAGGGUGGGUGCGGAUUCUACCGGAGAGCGAUGAGCUGUAGGAUGUGCAUACCCUUCCCCAUCACCACGGCUGCUUUUCUCGCUAGUCUCAAAUGUACUUCGCACGGUAGGGGAGAAGGGAGUAAGUAUUCUUCGUGAAAGCUAAGCUAGCGGUCUCGGGUCAUCAUCCUCUUCAACGGGAUUUGAACAGCUCAAGUCUGGGACCAUUCUGAAUUCUCCUCGUACCAGCCAUUAUCACAUGGGCAUUUAGUGCUAAGCUAACGGCCAAGUUCUCAUCGUUAAUGCAAGCAGAUCCCUGUAAGCUCCCAUACAAAACAGCCUGUCCUCUUCCCUGCCUCAUGGAAAACGGCAGGACUGCCAACUGCAACACACCAAGCUGUCUCGCUGCUUCUUCACCGACACACAAGACCUGCUCCAACAGCUGGUGCCUUCGCAGAGAAAUUCCACCUUCAGGACAACUCUACAUCUGUCAUUCCGGUCGGGACAGAGAGAGGAGGAGGUAGUUGAAGAACACCAGCAAAACAAGCUACUGGAGGCAUCAGGAUGUUAAAAGCAGUUACCUUGGGCUUGGCUGGAGAACAAAAACAAACGAGGAACUGGCCAUCUGCCUGUUCACCAACACACGUACAGCGCAGCCGGGGUAGAUGGGAGGGGAACACUGGGAAUUGGAACUUGCGCCCCAUUUUCCAUAAGCGACUGGCUAGCACUUGGCAGCUGAUAUUUUCCCCUUCCUACUGCUAUUUGCAUGCCUUGCUUAAACAUCUAAGCCCUUUGACUGACUUAUGCCAGAUUUACUUCAUAUAGUUGGUCCGUAAGGACCUGGCUCCGCCUGGACCAGCUGUACCCCAAAACUGCACCAGCCUGAAGAUCCUGCCAGGGUGUUCUGGUUACUUCAACACCAGUGGGAAGAAAAGCAGUGCAGCCAUGGCUUGAGCAAGCCCAGGCUCCUCCGCGAAUGUGAAAAUCAGCAGGGAGGGUUCAACCGCACAAAUGUUUUUAGUGGUGACACACAGUAGGACACGCAGCUAACAACAGUCUAUAGGACAGUCAUCACAACAGCUGGAAACCCCGCUAACAAAAAAUCUCUAACUUAAUACAGGCUAUCUACAACUGCUUUUGUCAGGUUCUUAAUGUUACCCUUAUUUAAUCUUGCAAAAGCAGGAGCAUCAGGAUAAAAGUUUCUUUUUCCACCACUGUGGUUAAACCAGGCAAGUAAAUUUUGUGGUAAAAAUGCAGUUAACAGCUGCCUGACUUCUGAAGUGUAUUUGCAAUGCUGCACAGCCAGAUGUGCAGAGCAAAUCCCACACAGGGAUUCUGCUGCCACAACACACCGUUCAGGCAGGAAACCGUCAUUGCUCUGUUCUUCCCACAGAAGCAGGAGGGGACAAGGAAAUAGAAGAAAAAAAAAAAAAGGUCUGUUCCUUAAACAUUAAGAAUUUAUGAUGCUCAGCUGCUGUCCUGUUCCAAGCCCAUCUCUCGUCCUUUGUCCAUCGGCUGGAGAACCUGUGUACCUGGCUGGAAACAAUAAAUAAAUUGCAAUGAUGU
Molecule: messenger RNA, 2493 nt
Organism: Grus americana (Whooping crane)
Lineage: Eukaryota; Metazoa; Chordata; Aves; Gruiformes; Gruidae
Gene: MYOZ3
Product: myozenin 3
Exons: 7
Coding region: 243-989 (248 amino acids)
Cellular component (GO): Z disc; actin cytoskeleton
Molecular function (GO): FATZ binding; telethonin binding; actin binding
Source: RefSeq, a predicted model, not a curated record